This is a messenger RNA of Budorcas taxicolor (takin), 1299 nucleotides long. RefSeq names its product transmembrane protease serine 11C-like. Lineage: Eukaryota; Metazoa; Chordata; Mammalia; Artiodactyla; Bovidae. The coding region runs from base 1 to 1299 and encodes 432 amino acids. The transcript has 10 exons. Gene Ontology annotation, biological process: proteolysis. Gene Ontology annotation, molecular function: serine-type endopeptidase activity. The record is from RefSeq and is a predicted model, not a curated record. Gene Ontology annotation, cellular component: extracellular region; plasma membrane.
AUGGCGAAAGGACAACCUCCACAGAGAGAGCAGGCAUGGACACCACGGCAGAACAGAAUGGAUUCAAACACAAAAAUGAAAAUCACAAGGUGUGGAAAAAUUACCCUGGGUAUCUUAACGAUGGUCAUCGCCAUACUAGUCAUCGGACUCAUUGUUUGUUUUGUCACUUAUGGAAAGACAUAUUUCUACCAUCAUAUCAGCUUUAAAGUCAAUAAUAUUGACUAUGACAGCAAGUUUGCAAAACCAUAUUCACAAGAAUAUAUGGACUUAAAUAAUAAGAUAGUAUCUUUGAUAAAUGAAACAUUUCAUGGAUCCAGACUGAGAAGACAGUAUGUCACAUCCCAUGUGGUCCAAGUAAGUCGAGCCAAAGGAAAGGUGAUAAUACACAUCGUGCUUAAGUUUAAAUCUUAUUAUACAAAUACUUCUGCAAAAUUUCGAGAUAAGAUUGAAACCAUUUUACGUCAGAAGCUAAAGGGAAAAACUGGGUCAUUAUGUAUAGAUUCUUCUUCAUUUAGAUUUUCAGAUAUUGCAAUGCCAAUAGCAGAAAAUUUUCUCCAUACAUGUUGUGGACAUCGCAAAAUUACUCACUCUGGCAACAAGAUAGCCGGGGGCAUGGAUGCUGAGGAAGGAGAAUGGCCCUGGCAAGCUAGUCUUCAACUGAAAAGUAUCCACCGAUGUGGAGCCACUCUGAUUAGUAACAGCUGGCUUGUCACUGCUGCUCACUGUUUCAUAAAGGCCAGGGAUCCCAAACAAUGGAAUGUUAGUUUUGGGCUCCUUUUAAGUGAUCCACAAAUACAGCGAAGUGUCAAGGAUAUUAUAAUUCAUGAAAACUACCACUACCCCUCACACGACAAUGACAUCGCUGUAGUGCGUCUGUCUUCACCAGUACUGUAUACAAGCAAUAUCCGAAGAGCAUGUCUUCCAGAAACUUCUUAUGCAUUCCCAUCCAAUUCUGAUGUGGUGGUCACUGGAUGGGGAACAUUAAAGUCUGAUGGAACAAGUCCUAAUAUACUCCAAAAGGGAUUAGUGAAGAUUAUAGAUAACAAGACCUGCAACAGGAAAGUGGUAUAUGACGGUGCAAUCACACCUGGGAUGUUGUGCGCUGGGUUUCUAGAAGGAAGUGUCGAUGCCUGCCAGGGUGACUCUGGUGGACCUCUGGUUGGUGCAGAUUAUAAAGGCACUUGGUUCCUUGCUGGUAUUGUAAGCUGGGGAGAUGAGUGUGCCCUUCCAAACAAGCCUGGAGUCUACACUCGAGUGACACACUAUAGAGAUUGGAUCAUGUCCAAAACUGGUCUCUAG